This is a messenger RNA of Eptesicus fuscus (big brown bat), 1880 nucleotides long. It is a transcript of the gene TMCO6, whose product is annotated as transmembrane and coiled-coil domains 6. The record is from RefSeq and is a predicted model, not a curated record. The coding region runs from base 41 to 1582 and encodes 513 amino acids. Gene Ontology annotation, molecular function: protein binding. Lineage: Eukaryota; Metazoa; Chordata; Mammalia; Chiroptera; Vespertilionidae. The transcript is spliced from 12 exons.
UCCGCCCAGCGCCGCGGCUGCGCCGUCCCAGCCCUCUCCUAUGCUCGGGGACUGCGUCCCCAGCCUGCAGUCCAGCGGGAACUUCCUCCAGCUCCACACCAUGUUGAGCCCACGGCAAGGCCUUCUCAGGCCGGUGGGAUGCGGGGUGGAGGAGCUGCGGCGCCGCCGGCGGGAGCGGGAGGCAGCACUGCGGCGGGCACGGAGGGAGCAGCAGCUGGUCAGCAAGAGGCUGCUGAGAGACGACACCCCAGAGGAAGCCGAAGGGGGAUGUGUGGCCUCGAUCCUCGGGGAAGCCGAGGUCCAGCAGUUCCUGUGGUUAGCCCAGCGGGGGACAGAGGAAAAGGAGAGAGAAGGAGCUCUGGUCAGCCUUCGUCGAGGCUUGCAGCACCCAGAGACACAGCAGACCUUCAUCAGGUUGGAGGGCAGCAUGCGGACCCUGGUUGGGCUCCUGACCAGCAACCAGGCCCUGUUGCAGCUUGAGGCGGCUCGGUGCCUUCAUGAGCUCUCUCAUUCCGAGCAGUCCGAGGUGGCUGAGGCCUGCCUGCCAGCCACGUCCUACCUUCUCACCUACCUCGCCGGUCACAGCUCAGACCUUAUAGAGCUCUGUCUGUAUACACUGGGUAACCUGAUUGUGGAGAGUGAAGCUGGGAGAAAGCAGCUCCUGCCACAGGGCAUUGUUCCAGCCUUGGCUUCCUGCAUCCAGUCCCCCCAUCUGACUGUGCUUGAAGCCCUUGGAUAUGCCUUGUCCCAGCUCCUGCAGGCUAAGGAAGCGCCAAAGAAGAUCAUCCCUUCCGUCCUGGCCUCCCCGAUUCCCCAGCAUUUGCUGCAACUAUUGCAACCUGGACCAAAGCUGAACCCUGGGGUCGCUGUGGAGUUUGCCUGGUGCCUUCACUACAUCAUCUGCAGCCAGGUCAAUAAUGCCCUGCUCAUCACCCAUGGGGCCGUCUCCACUCUGGGGCUGCUACUCUUGCACUUGGCUGGGACUGUCCAGAGUUCUGAAGAUGCAGGACUGGAGUUGCUGGUGUGCCCUGUGCUUCGGUGUCUAAGCAACUUGCUAACAGAGGAAGCGGUGGAAGCUGGGGGAGGGCAAGUGCAGCUCAGAGAUGAGCGUGUCGUGGUAUCCGUAUUUAUCCUUCUGCAGUUCCUCCUCCAGAAACACCCCAGCCUGCUUCCUGAGGGCCUUUGGCUUCUUAAUAACCUCACUGCAAACAGCCCUAGCAUCUGUACCUCCUUGCUCUCCCUGGAUCUGAUCAAGCCUCUCUUGCAGUUGUUGCCAGUAUCUAAUGUGGUGAGCGUAUUGGUGCUCACAGUUCUGUGCAACGUUGCAGAGAAGGGUCCUGCGUAUUGCUGGCAUCUGUGGCCAGGGCCCCUGCUCUCCUCCUUGCUGGACACAUUGGCCUUCUCUGACACUGAAGUAGUAGGCCAGAGUUUGGAGCUGCUGCAACUGCUGUUCCUCUACCGGCCAGAGGCUGCCCAGGCCUUCCUGCAGCAAUCAGGGCUGCAGGCCCUUAAAAGGCACGAGGAGGAAGCACAGCUCCAGGACCGAGUGCAUGCUCUCCAGCAGACAGCUCUUCAUAGAUGACCUGGCUUCUCAGUGUCACUUUACUCCACUCCCCCACCCCCCAGCUUCUGUACCCCAUGGAGCCCCUUAUGGUGGUGGGAGGGUUAAUGAGGCCUCAUGUUCUCAGAUUCCACAUCUAAGCCUAAACCAAGACCUUUAGACUCCAGCCCUCCCUUUCACUCAGCACUGUCCAUACAGGAUUAGAGGCAAGUGGGUGUGGUCUACUCUGGGGCCCUGGAAUCUCUCUUUUUUGUUUUGUUUUACUUUAGCAGCUGGUAGCUUUUGAUGGGGCAGAAUAAAGUCUUAUUUUUAUAUUAAA